Mytilus trossulus (common blue mussel) is the source of this 1583-nucleotide messenger RNA. Its product is annotated as ketohexokinase-like. NCBI's taxonomy places the organism in Eukaryota, Metazoa, Mollusca, Bivalvia, Mytilida, Mytilidae. Gene Ontology annotation, biological process: fructose metabolic process. The record is from RefSeq and is a predicted model, not a curated record. The transcript has 8 exons. Gene Ontology annotation, molecular function: ketohexokinase activity. The coding region runs from base 238 to 1164 and encodes 308 amino acids.
GAUGAAAUUGAACAGGAAAUGAGACGACCGAACAUACUUUUGAGAUCGGGAUCGUUAUAAUUAAUUUAACUUCAAGGGACAUAACACUGCUGGGAAGAGAAACAGCUGCAAAGAGUUCACCUUCAAAACCUGCGCAAAACUUGUGAUUACACGCACUUUGCUUAAUGAUUAGUGUUUUACUAAAUCGUGAAUAUUAUAAUUGGUAAUAUAAGGUGACAGUAACAUGGAAUAAAGAAUAUGAGUAAGAGAAUACUGGUAGUUGGUUUGGCAUGUGUGGAUAUCAUCAGUGUAGUUCAAGAUUAUCCAGUGGAGGAUAGUGAUCAAAGAGUAUUGGAUUAUUACUGGCAAAGGGGAGGUAAUGCUGCAAAUACCAGCUGUGUGCUCUCCCUGCUUGGAGCCGGGUCCGAGUUCCUUGGCACAUUUGCAUCAGACAGAGAGGCUGAAUUUCUAAAAGAAGUAUUCCAAAAGUACAAUGUAAUUACAGAAAAUUGUGUUGCUAAUACAGAUAAUGUUAAAACACCAACAUCAAUUGUCAUAACCAACAGUAAAAAUGGAUCCAGGACUAUACUGCAUCAUGGAAAAAAUUGGCCAGAAAUACAACCAGAACAUUUUAAAAAGCUAGAUCUGAUUCAGUAUAAAUGGAUUCACUUUGAGGGAAGACCAUCAUGUGACUAUAUUAAAGACAUGUUAUUGUGGAUAGAUGAGUAUAACAAAACUGUCGAUAAAGAUGCAAGGAUCCAUACUUCACUAGAGAUAGAAAAAACUACAAGAAUUGGUCUAGAUGCACUCUUUGAUACAGCAGACACAAUAUUUGUAAGCAAGGAUUAUGUCAAAAGUAGAGGUUAUAAAACUAAAGAAGAAGGCGUCCAGAAAUUAUAUGCCAAGUGCAGAGAAGGGUCUGAAUUAAUUUGCCCCUGGGGUGAAGAAGGAGCGGUUGCCAUGGGAACAGAUGAAAUAUUACAUUCUUCUCCAGCAUUUCCUCCUAAACUUUCACAAGGACAGAAUAUGGAAACUUUAGCAGCUGGUGAUACAUUUAAUGCCGCCUUUAUUUUGUCAAGGUCAAAAGGUCAAAGUUUGCGGGAUGCUCUGACAUUUGGUUGUCAGGUGGCUGGUGCUAAAUGUGGAAUGAAGGGUAUUGAUGGGCUAGAUACAUUUAAAUCAUGAUAAAAGGCUGUGUUGUAAAUUACUUUACUUUCUUUUAUUAUAGACAUUUUCGUAUAAUUGGUAAACUUCUUAACGUCGUUUACCGGGGUAAUUACGUAACUGUAUAUUCGACUUCGCUACUUAGCGACGAUAUUGUAUUCCUACAUGAAGUUUAGAUAAAGAUUUCGUUCAAGAAGACAUUCUUCAUUAUUUUGUUAGAAUAUAUAUCAAAUUGGUGCCGUGACAAAAAGAACAAUGAGUUCUAAACUCAUUUAUGUUAAAAUAUAUAUAAAUGAUAAUUAAAUAAAGUAUUUUGAGGGUUUGAUGGGUUACUGGAAAAGAGCUUUUCAGGUGAAAUGAUAGUUAUGUAUGUGAAUGUAUUUUAUAAAUUUUAUUGAUAUUUUCUAACAAUAAUGAGGAAUUUUGAAAUCUUCCAUAUA